CUGGAUAAGCACCACAUUUAAAGCUAAUACAAACUCUCUCUCCUCUUUUUUUUUUUUUUUUUUUUUCAGAAUCUCCGGCCUUCGCCUUUCUUCUGGUUAGGGAGGUUCUGGAGAUGAAGAAUGCCGAGGAUGACGGGCAAGAUGAACAAGUGAUUAUGAGCACGGAUGAGAGUGAUGGUACUGAUGAUGGUGACGAUGACGUGGAGGGUGUCGAAGAGGUUGGUGGUGAUGAUGAUGACGCGUCGAGUCCCCAUUCGCCGGAAGAUGAUGAGGCUGAUGGUGGCGAUGAGGUGGAACAAGAAGAUCUGCGGCCGAGGAUGAGUUCAGGGAAGGAAUUUGGGCUGCCUGCUGGCUGGCAGGUCGAGGAAAGGCCUAGGCUUAGCGGAAAGCUCAAAGGCAGAUUCGAUAAGUAUUACUAUGAGCCAGAGACAAACAAAAGGUUCCGUUCAAUGAAAGAGGUCAAAGAACACCUCCAGAUAGAUGACCUUCCUCGGCCAUCCAGAAGAAAGAUCAAGAAAAGGGCAGGACGAGAUCAAGUUGAUUCUGCGGCUACUUCUUCGAGCUCAACAAGUGAGAGAGGCCGUGGGAGAAGAGGCAGCCGUGGCCGCAGCAAGGGCUAUGGACCUCUUUCUCAGCCGGUUCUACGGCAAUUUGCUAGGGGAACAACACUUCCAGCUCCUCCUCCUCCUCACCAUCGAGUUGUUUUCGUUGCAAAACGCAACAACGAUGACGAGGAUGAUCAGUAGCAUGAUAUGAUCAGAGCGCAUGACCCGUUCAUGAAACAGGCUUGUCCUCUUAUCAGGGGAGAUUGAACUUGUCUUUCUCUGUUUCUCAUAUAUGACAAUCCUGUUAAAGAGAUGUGCUCAUACAUAGUUUCUGUCCUCUUUAUUGGGUUCGUUUGGUACUUUUAUGCCGAGUAAAAGCUUGUUCGGUCACCAAGAAGUGCAUGGCUAUGUUUUGCAAUUCAAAUGGAACGCUUGGGUGGACUUUUGGGAGAGCUGAUCACCCAGUUUUAAGGCUACUAGCACACAUUUUUGCCGUUGAUCUUAAUGAUGAUUCAACGGCUAAUAUUUCUAAUUAUAUUGCUCAAUAUCAAUUUAUUUUUCAUUUUGAACACAAUUGAUGUGAUAUCGAAUAGAAAGUAUUUCUCGAA
Linum trigynum is the source of this 1153-nucleotide messenger RNA. NCBI's taxonomy places the organism in Eukaryota, Viridiplantae, Streptophyta, Magnoliopsida, Malpighiales, Linaceae. The record is from the annotation of a GenBank genome assembly.